AUAAACUAGCUAGUGCCAUAAUAGAGCCUAGAAAUAUGCAACGUGAAGAGAAACAAUUAGAAGCAACUUUACAUGCGAUACUAAACAGAGUGAAUGAUCUUAAAAGCGCUAUACAGGCCUUAAUUACAAAGCUAGAAACUGAAUAUGAAACUAUUAACUGGCCUACGUUUUUGGAUAACUAUGCCAUUUUAUCGGGUCAUUUAACAGGUUUAAGUAAAAUACUACAAGCCGAAUUAGCACCAUCACUGAAAUCAGUGGUGGUGUUGCCCUUGCAGCUGGGAUGUGAGCGAGAUGAGGAACUAGCACGGCUGACGGAGGGCCGUGUUCCAGCCUGCACUCAUGACUUGGUUCCAGAUUUGUUGCGCACUAAGCCUGAGCCCCAGGCAGAACAGAGACUACAACAGCUUAAUCAUAAAGCCAGUACCCUUAAUUUUGAUACUGCACAGAAACAAGUGGCUCAAUUUACCAAAGUUGUGAGCCAUGUUUGGGAAAUAAUAUCAAAAGGUCGAGAGGAUUGGGAGGGAGAAUCAAUGAGAUCGGCAGGUAUGCAACCUACUCAUAGUAUUGCUGACACCCAUGCAUUAGUCACAGCAGUUGGAACUGGAAAAGGACUUAGACCUGGGAUGCCUCCUAGUUUACCACCAGGAGUCGGAGGGCCUGGCAUGGGUCCCACUCGUGGACCAACACCACAGAUGGGCCCUGCUGCACCGACCAUGCCCAAGGCCCCAUCUGCUAUCAAGACAAAUAUCAAAGCAGCUAAUCAGAUACAUCCUUACAGGCAAUAGAAUAUAAAUACUAUGCAUUUCAAUUCAGAAGACCAUUGGCAACUAUAACUAUCGUACCUCUCAAACCUGUUUGAUUUAAAUAGUAUUUUUAUUUUUAUAAAACAAAACAAAUAAGUUUGUAAUUUAAAAAAAAAAAACUUAGUAUGAAGUUUAAAAUUAAGUGCUCUUUAUUUGAAACGCAUAGUAUAAUAUGAAUGGAGAGAGGCCUAAAACCACUACGUGAUGAGAUUUAUUUAAUUAAAACACAUGAAUUGUCUUAGUAAUUUAUUAAUAAAUUAGUCUUCUAAGCUCCU
Molecule: messenger RNA, 1078 nt
Organism: Maniola jurtina (meadow brown)
Lineage: Eukaryota; Metazoa; Arthropoda; Insecta; Lepidoptera; Nymphalidae
Gene: MED8
Product: mediator of RNA polymerase II transcription subunit 8
Exons: 5
Coding region: 36-785 (249 amino acids)
Biological process (GO): regulation of transcription by RNA polymerase II
Cellular component (GO): core mediator complex; mediator complex
Molecular function (GO): transcription coregulator activity; RNA polymerase II cis-regulatory region sequence-specific DNA binding
Source: RefSeq, a predicted model, not a curated record